CCCUUCCGGGGAGCGGGCGGCUCCCCACCCCGCCCCCCGCAGCUCCGGGUGACGCGUCUCCAGUAACAGCUCGCCGGGAGACGCAGCUCGGGGCACCGCGGCGCCCGCCCAGCCCCGCGCGCCGCUGUCGCCAUGAGGGCCGAGGGCCGCGGCGGCCUGGAACGGUUCCGCAGCCCGGGCAAGGGCCGGGGGCUGCGGGCCCUGCAGCCCUUCCAGGUGGGGGACUUGCUCUUCUCCUGCUCGGCCUACGCCUACGUGCUCACGGUCAACGAGCGGGGCAACCACUGCGAGCACUGCUUCGCCAGGAAAGAAGGAUUGUCCAAAUGUGGAAGAUGCAAGCAGGCAUUUUACUGCAAUGUGGAGUGUCAGAAAGAAGAUUGGCCCAUGCACAAGUUGGAAUGUUCUCCCAUGGUCGUUUUUGGGGAAAGUUGGAAUCCAUCAGAGACUGUAAGGCUAACUGCAAGGAUUCUGGCCAAACAGAAAAUCCACCCAGAGAGAACACCUUCAGAGAAAUUGUUAGCCGUGAAGGAGUUUGAAUCACAUCUGGAUAAGUUAGACAAUGAGAAGAAGGAUUUGAUUCAGAGUGACAUUGCUGCUCUCUAUCAGUUUUACUCCAAGCACCUUGAAUUCCCCAACCACGAUAGCCUCGUGGUGCUAUUUGCACAGGUUAACUGUAAUGGCUUCACAAUUGAAGACGAAGAACUUUCUCAUUUGGGUUCAGCAAUAUUUCCUGAUGUUGCAUUGAUGAAUCAUAGCUGUUGCCCCAAUGUCAUUGUGACCUACAAGGGGACCCUGGCAGAAGUAAGAGCGGUACAGGAAAUCAGCCCAGGAGAGGAGGUUUUUACCAGCUAUAUUGACCUCCUGUACCCAACAGAAGAUAGGAAUGACCGGUUAAGAGAUUCUUAUUUCUUUACCUGCGAGUGCCAGGAGUGCACCACCAAAGACAAGGAUAAAGCCAAGGUGGAAAUCCGGAAGCUCAACAAUCCCCCAAAGGCAGAAGCCAUUCGUGACAUGGUCAGAUAUGCUCGCAAUGUCAUUGAAGAGUUCCGGAGGGCCAAGCACUACAAAUCCCCUAGUGAGCUGCUGGAGAUCUGCGAGCUCAGCCAGGAGAAGAUGAGCUCCGUGUUUGAGGACAGUAAUGUGUACAUGUUACACAUGAUGUACCAGGCCAUGGGCGUCUGCUUGUACAUGCAGGACUGGGAAGGAGCCCUGCGAUAUGGACAGAAAAUCAUUAAGCCCUACAGUAAGCACUAUCCUCUGUACUCGCUCAACGUGGCCUCCAUGUGGCUGAAGCUGGGCAGACUGUACAUGGGCCUGGAGCACAGAGCUGCAGGAGAGAAAGCCCUGAAGAAGGCCAUUGCAAUCAUGGAAGUUGCUCACGGCAAAGAUCAUCCAUAUAUUUCUGAGAUCAAACGGGAAAUUGAAAGUCACUGAAACUAUGCAACAUUUCAGUUUUAAUUUAAACAAUAAUUUAGAAACCACAAAAUACUUAUAUUUCAAAUCUUAUAUACAUCACUCCAGCAUUUCUGCAAAAUAGUUGCAAUGAAAACAUUUCAUUCACUUGAACCUUGCAUAUGCCAUACUUCAGGGUUGGUCUUAAUCUUGAACCUUAGUAUCGAAUUAAUUUUGAAUGCUUUUUUUCCCUGAGAGAUAAUGGCUUGGUUGCAUAUAUUAUAAUAUACUUCGGACCGAUCGAGUUUUAAAAAUGCAAUUAUUUUUCCUUUCAUGCCUAUUGUAAUAUUCUUGAAUGAUAAAAGAGAAUAAAAGAGAUAACAGUAUUAAAA
This is a messenger RNA of Cynocephalus volans (Philippine flying lemur), 1784 nucleotides long. It is a transcript of the gene SMYD2, whose product is annotated as SET and MYND domain containing 2. The transcript is spliced from 12 exons. The record is from RefSeq and is a predicted model, not a curated record. Gene Ontology annotation, molecular function: protein binding; protein-lysine N-methyltransferase activity; histone methyltransferase activity. Lineage: Eukaryota; Metazoa; Chordata; Mammalia; Dermoptera; Cynocephalidae. Gene Ontology annotation, cellular component: nucleus. Bases 133 to 1434 code for a protein of 433 amino acids.